This is a messenger RNA of Telopea speciosissima, 1579 nucleotides long. Its product is annotated as acetylornithine deacetylase. The record is from RefSeq and is a predicted model, not a curated record. The transcript is spliced from 11 exons. Lineage: Eukaryota; Viridiplantae; Streptophyta; Magnoliopsida; Proteales; Proteaceae. Gene Ontology annotation, molecular function: hydrolase activity. Bases 104 to 1423 code for a protein of 439 amino acids.
GUAAGCAAGUUCUUCACGUUCACGCUUUGGCGCUUGCAAAGAUUUAAUGAAAGGAUUUGGUUCCAAAGAAAAGGUCUUUCGUUGAGAUUGAGAUCUCUUUGCAAUGGGUUCUGUGAAAGAUUUACUGGGUCACCUCGACAAAGACUCAUUUGUCUCCCUCCUCUCUAAGCUCAUCGGAGAAUCCAAAUACGUUCAGAACAACCCACCAGAGUUGAUUCCUGAAGAGGACAGAGUAGCUAAGCACGUUUUGGAUGUUCUCCUUCCUUACAGCACCACUACUGGUGGAGGACCCUUGAUUGUGAACCAUGUCACCUAUGUUCAGGGCAGAGGAAACAUUAUUAUUGAAUACCCAGGAACCGUUCCCGGCAAGAUCUUGUCCUUCGUCGGUUGUCACAUGGACGUCGUCACUGCUAACCCUGAUGAAUGGGAUUUUGAUCCAUUCUCUUUGACUAUUGAUGGGGAUAAACUUCAAGGCCGUGGAACAACUGAUUGUUUGGGUCAUGUUGCUAUGGUGACCGAACUAAUGCAGAGAUUGGGGGAAAAAAAGCCAAAGUUGAAGUCGAGUGUAGUUGCAGUCUUUAUAGCGAGCGAAGAGAAUUCAUCAAUUCCAGGGAUUGGUGUGGAUGAGCUUGUGAAACAUGGGUUGCUUAAUAACCUCAAAGAAGGCCCUCUGUAUUGGGUUGACACUGCAGACAAACAACCUUGCAUUGGCACUGCUGGUAUGCUAGCUUGGAAACUUAGAACAACCGGCAAGCUUUUCCAUAGUGGUCUACCUAACAAGGCUAUUAAUCCUUUGGAAUUAUCCAUGGAAGCACUUAAACAGAUUCAGCUGCGAUUCUACAAUGAUUUCCCUCCCCAUCCUAAGGAACAGGUCUACAAGUUCGCAACACCAUCAACCAUGAAACCAACUCAGUGGAUCUAUCCAGCUGGUGGAGUCAAUCAGAUCCCCUAUGAGUGUACAAUCUCAGGAGAUGUCAGGUUAACUCCUUUCUACGAUAUAAAGAACGUAAAAACAAAGUUGCAGGAAUAUGUAGACGAUAUUAAUGCCAACAUAGAGAAGCUAGACACACGAGGUCCAGUUUCAAAAUAUGUCCUUCCAGAGGAAAAUAUCAGGGGAAGACUUACAAUCAGUUUUGACGAAGAUAUAAUGUCUGGAGUUGCUUGUGAUCUUGAUUCUCGUGGCUUCCAUGUGUUGUGUAAAGCAACUGAAGAAGUGAUUGGUUAUGUAAAACCUUACUCAAUCACUGGGAGUUUGCCAUUGAUCAAAGAAUUGCAGGAUGAAGGCUUUGAUGUUCAAACUAUUGGAUAUGGCUUGACAUCUACAUACCAUGCAAACAAUGAAUACUGCCUUCUCACUGAUAUGUGCCAAGGCUUUGAUGUGUUUGUGAGCAUCAUCUCCCAAUUAGAGGACGAUACAAGCUAGAAGCAUAUCCACCACUCUAGUAGUGCCCUUACUUGCAUCAUUCCUCAAGCAGAAUAAAAUAUAUACAUUCAUCUCAGCUUGAUUCCUCUAUUGCUGUCUAGACUUUAAGUGUGUUUACUUGUUUCUUAAUAUACAUUGAUUGUAGUAAAAAGAUCA